AUGCAGGCGGACGACUUCGUUCUGUUUGACGAUCCCAACAGGGAUGAUACCCACAAUGCAUCGCAGCAAGUGCCGGGGUUUGGCGACCUUGGCUCGGUAAAACCUUCUUUUCUUCAUCAUCGCAGUGACGCUACAGACACUUCGCCGCUUGUUGAAGAGGCCGCACCCUUUCAGUUUCCCGCCUACACUGGCGCCGAUCCCGUCCUCAUGCAGCGCAGCCUCAUGCAAGCGAAUUCCCACGCGUUUGGGAACGUGCAAGAACGUGGGAGCACACUGGACGGCACCUCACCAACACUCACCUCACUGCAGCAUCCAUCCAGCGGGACACUCGGUGCGCCCCUGACCAUGCUGUCGCUCCAAGGCGACGACACAGCGCGUGCUGAGCACGACGGCCCAUUGUUUCCCAGCACUGGCCUGCACGGCACACCCCCCAUCCAAAACAUGACCCGCACUGCCGAACCAUCCGCGUCGCAACCCAGCACCGUACUUAAAAAUGAUACACCCAAAGCGCCACCCGCAAAAGACAUGUCUUUGCUAGAAGGUAUGGGCUCGCAGCAAGGCGCGCCGUUUGAAUGGGCACCCAAUUCGCAGCAAGGGACGCAAAACCUGCACCACUGGAAACAGUUCUGGAACCGCGGGGGAAUCGACGAUAAUAUUUUGCACGCCAGCGAUCCGUCCAACCACCCACCACCGCAGCCGAACGGAGAUAAACUAACCGUAUCGCCUCGUGACUUGUACUUGGGCUACGACGAGCAUACCCAGCGACCCAGCAAGCAACCCGGCUCCCUAUUCUCCUCCAAGCGUAACGCAGACAAUGAAAGCGCCCUGUCAUUUACGCCUUUCGCCACGUCGAGCGCCAUGGAGACUGGAUCGAGCACAGAAGAGGAAGACGACGAGGACGAAAAGCCGUUUCCUCCCGGCGCCUACGCGGGAACUACCAUCGGCACGAAUGCACCCAACGAGAAGCUGCUUCAGCAAUGGAGCCGGUCCAUGUACGGACCAUCGCACGCUGCACUGCGCAACCCGAUGGAGGAUCCAGACAGCAAAGCGUGGUCGACGAUUGGGCCGUCUUUUUCGCAAGUCUCCACGUCAAGCGAAUCGGACGACGAGGGUUUCGAUCGCACGAUCCGCAGCACGAGCCCUGCACGUCGCAAAUACCCCGACAACACCAACCACACGACACCCGACGCCAUGAGCGGAUACGGCCAUAUUCCGGGCAGCCAAUGCAGUCAAAUGAGCGUCAGCACGGAAAGUGACUCGGUUCCUGGCUCGCAGAUGUCCGAGGGCGAAAAUAUGAUCAAGGAGGGCCGCGCACGCAGCCCCUCGAUUUUGAACAGCGCCCAAGCGAUCCACUUUCCUGCACAACGCUCCGACCAGCCCAUGCACGCGUCUGUGGAACGCGGCCAAACAACGCCGCCGCUUACUUCGAAUUUGGAGCGUACACGCCAAUCCGGGGGCCAUUCGCGACGCCACGAGGAGAACUCUGGACAGAGCUUGAAGCAGAAUACAGCAGAACAGUCGGCCCUGCUGAGCUCUGCCACUUCGGAGCAGUCCAGCGCGGACGAAGACGAGUCUGAUUACGAACAAACAGUCAUGCAACAUAAUGCGUCGCGCACAACUUCACGCCGGGGUCGGCCCAUCAGGACAGGGCAUCGGUCCGCAGGCUCUACAUCCAGCUUGCAGAGUCAUAUCAACAACCACCUAGCGCACGGCUCGCCGACAAACCAUCAUCGCGGCAGCCACCACCAUACCAUGUCGUCCAGCUCCUCAGCGAUUCGCUGCGACUAUGUGAAUCCUUUUACGUACCAGGCAUGUGGUACAAUAUUCCACCGAAUGUACGAUCUUGCGCGGCAUCGCAUUACGCUGCACUUGCGCGAAGAAGCGCAGAUGGUCAAGGAUAAUGUGCUCAAUGUCGACCAAUGCGUUAUUCUCGGCAAGGAAGUGGACGUACAAAAGGCACUCGCAGAACUUGAAUGGGCUUGCCGUGAUAUCUUUCACGCGCCAGUGGCGAUUCGCGAGUGUGGGCACCUGUUUUGCUCUUCGUGUAUACGUAUGCACAUCAACCAAGCGGGUGGGGCCGGGGCAUUUUGCCCGAACUGCCGCCAGAAAAAAGCGUACGACUCGGAGCUUGUAUCGCAGACUGCAUUGGAGGCCACAGCAGAGCAGUGGCGUGCCGCACGACCCCAUGUGAUGGAGAAAAAGAAAGCGCUGGAUGCACUGGUCAAGGAGCGGGAUGCGCUGCGUGCGCAGCUUGAACAUAACGUAACAAUGAGUGUACACGGUACAGAAAAACGCGUCGCGCCGCCUGCGGAAGAAACGCGCCGCCUGCGGCCACGCACAGGGGGAAUGGAUUACCGCGAUUUAACGGCGGCAGAUGCGGUGCAGUGCCCUAUUUGCGCAGUGUCCUUUACUGCAGCGGAACUGAAUGCGCAUUUAGACUUUGGAUGCGAUCCGUCGCAGCCGCCGCCCGCGCCGCCCGUGCCGCCAGACCCAUUUGCGAACGCGAAGCGGCUUACAAGACCACAGUACCAGCUGAAAUCCGAACGCGACUUGCGCAAGAUGCUCGCAGUUUUGGAUUUGCCUGUGCAUGGGAGCAAGGAGCGGCUAAUUGAGAGGCACAGGCAGUGGGUGAAUCUGUACAACGCGAACCUCGAUGCAUCCGCAGCGCAUCGCGAGUCAGCGUCAAAACUUCGACGUCAGCUAAGUGCAUGGGAUCGCGCGCAAGAUGAAGCUGCGUCGCACCACAAGGAACGACUUGUCACGAAUGGACGACAGUACAAAACAUGGCUGAAUACCCACCGCUCACAAUACCACGUCCUUACUGCACAGGCGCGGACGUCCCUCGAAAAACCGGACGAUGCGAAGGCGCUGCCCGAGCCGCGCAGCCCGGAAUCUGUUCAUUUUAUGCAAGAGAAUAUCCCAUCGAGUCACGAAGUAGCGCAGCUGGGCACGAGCUUGUUUAUGUUUGGCAUGGCUUUGGGCUCGCUCUUAUGGGGUCCGCUCAGCCAGUCGCUUGGGCGCCGGCCUGUAUUCCUCAUGUCACUACUGGGUGGCACACUGUUUAACCUAGGAGUAUGCCUCUCUUACUCUAUGCCGUCUCUUUUGGUGUGUCGCGCAUUUGCUGGCGUCACUGCCUCUGCCACAUUUUCCAACAUUGGCGGUAGCAUUGUGGACAUGACGACGGAACGCACGCGAAUUCCCUACAACACCAUGUUCCGCUUCUUUACUUUUUUGGGGCCGCCAUUGUCCGCGCUACUUGGUGCCAUCGUUGUUCACGAUGCAGACUGGCAGUGGAACUUGCGGUCGAUUCCCAUUGCCAUGUUCGUUGUUUUUGCGCUGUACACAUUGACCGUGCCCGAGACGCUCAUGUCCGUCUUGGAGCGCUCACACUCGGUCAACAUAGCAAAUCAUGACGAAGGCAUGUUAGAACUUGCAGAGAACUGGGUAUUUGCAGUGCUUCCGAGCCGCGCGACAUUAUCCCUUGUCGCUACACAAGUCCGCAAAUCGCUCCUCAUUCCCUGGGUGCUGCUGCUCGAGGAGCCGAUUGUAAUGGUGAUCUGUUUCUAUACGUCCAUGCUGUACGGCCUCUUGUACGGCUCGCUUCUUUUCUUCCCGCAAAUUUGGCACGAUAUCCGAGGGUUUACGCCUGUGCAAGUAGGGUAUACCUACUUUGCAGUCAAACUGGGCCUGCUCCUUUCUGCCAUCAUUGUGGGAUGUGGGAUCCAAUUUUUUGAUUAUCUCCGCGCAUACGACGCAGGGAAACAUUCACCAGAGCUUCGACUUCGCUCGGGGGAGUGGUCGAACUUGUUUGUCCCGGUCGGCUUUUUCAUUUUUGCAUGGACUGCGCCGUUUACCCAUGUGCACUGGAUCGGUCCUUGUAUCGGCAUUGUCCUGUUUUCGUUUGGCAUGCUUUCCGUGUUUAAUUCCUGGAUGGCGUACCUCACUGAUACGUACAGCAACAACACCGCUGCCGUCAUUGCGAUCAACUCGUUUUUUCGCUGCUGCCUUGCAGGCGCAUUCCCAUUAUUCACGAACCAGAUGCUUUCGGCCAUGACUGUACAAGGCGCAAUGAGCAUGUUUGCAGGCGUCUCGAUACCACUUACCAUCGCUGGCUAUUUGUUUGGCAUCUAUGGUGGGCGAUUGCGCAAACACAGCAAACACGCCGUCUACGGAUAA
This is a messenger RNA of Malassezia vespertilionis, 4176 nucleotides long. RefSeq lists its product as uncharacterized. The record is from RefSeq and is a predicted model, not a curated record. Gene Ontology annotation, molecular function: metal ion binding; DNA binding; transmembrane transporter activity. The transcript is spliced from 4 exons. NCBI's taxonomy places the organism in Eukaryota, Fungi, Basidiomycota, Malasseziomycetes, Malasseziales, Malasseziaceae. Bases 1 to 4176 code for a protein of 1391 amino acids. Gene Ontology annotation, biological process: DNA repair; transmembrane transport.